CACAUCAGAUCAUUAAUUCUGUCACCAUCAUGCAUGUAGCUGGACGUAAAAGGAUUUGCAACCUUUAACACAGUGAGGAAAGAAGGACCAACUCAGAGGUGUCGUGUUUGAAGAACAGCUAAAUAUUUUCCGCCCAAGAAAGACCAAUCAUCUGUGUACGGACAUGGCCAGCCCUCAAACGAGUCUGAAAACCCCUUUCAAAGACCUGACGUCAUUCAAAGGCAACAUGAAGCGGCUGUACAGAGAGCGACUGGAGGAUGCACCCAUUAAAAAGCGGGUAAUGGCGGAGAUGCACCUGAAACGACGCAGUCUGGAGAGCGUCCCCAAGCCCCCGAAGGUCAAGAAGGAGCGCGAGGACAACGGCAGCUCAGAAAUGGACAUUGAGGAAAGAGAAUUCCACGUCGUCGGGGCUUCCAAGGCUUUAGAUCUCAGCGCCGGCCUCAAGCACACUCUGGCACAGUUCACGCUGAGCAGCCAGAGCUCCCUGGGAGGUCCUGCUGCCUUCUCAGCAAAAUCUGCGCAGGAGUGCGCCUCUCCUGCUGGCAUGGCUCCCCUACCGUCUCCCCCAGUCCUCGGAGGUGGCCCGCUCUUGGUUCCCUGCGACAGCUCCACAGAGCUCACCCAUUCUCUGCUCGAAGGAGAGUCCAUCUCCUGCUUUGUUGUAGGUGGCGAGAAGCGUCUUUGUCUGCCACAGGUACUCAAUUCGGUGCUGCGAGAUUUUUCUCUGCAGCAGAUCAACGCAGUAUGUGACGAACUUUACGUUUACUGUUCCCGAUGCGAUGCCGAGCAGCUGCACAUCCUUAAGGUGCUGGGCAUCCUGCCUUUCAACGCACCUUCCUGUGGCCUGAUCACCCUAACUGAUGCCCAACGCCUCUGCAAUGCCCUGCUCCGCCCAGGUGCCGCCCUCUCGGCCGACCCCAACAGCAAACUGCCAGGCCAAGGCCUGCUGAAGGAGAGCGAAGCCAGUUUCCAGGUUGAGCACCAGUGUCUGGGCAAGUGCCAAGGCCUGUUCGUGCCCCAAUUCUACAUCCAGCCGGACGCUCCUUGUAUUCAGUGCAUGGAAUGUCAGCUGCUGUUUUCCCCACAGAACUUUGUAAUGCACUCACACAAGUCCCCUGACAAGAGGACCUGCCACUGGGGUUUCGAUUCAGCCAAGUGGCCCUGCUACCUACAGCUGGGCCGCAAGCAUGAGGGCACACCGGAGGAGCCGCAACUCAAACAGCUGCUGAACGAGAUGAAGGAGAAGUUUCACUACCAGCUAAAGAGGCCUCUGGACAAAGUAAAGGUGGUGGAGGCUCAGGGUUUUGUCUUUUUGAUCGAGGGUGUUGUUGAGCUCAGG
This is a messenger RNA of Sinocyclocheilus anshuiensis, 1339 nucleotides long. Its product is annotated as ski-like protein. Gene Ontology annotation, molecular function: DNA-binding transcription factor activity, RNA polymerase II-specific; SMAD binding; RNA polymerase II cis-regulatory region sequence-specific DNA binding. The record is from RefSeq and is a predicted model, not a curated record. NCBI's taxonomy places the organism in Eukaryota, Metazoa, Chordata, Actinopteri, Cypriniformes, Cyprinidae. The annotation marks the transcript as partial. Gene Ontology annotation, cellular component: transcription regulator complex; cytoplasm; nucleus. The transcript has 2 exons. Gene Ontology annotation, biological process: negative regulation of BMP signaling pathway; negative regulation of transforming growth factor beta receptor signaling pathway; negative regulation of transcription by RNA polymerase II.